AUGCCGCAUACUCCAAUAAAUAUACUCGCAAAAUCAACUUUGGAUGCAUCUGCAGCUAUCACUCAACACACGUUGAAGAAGAUGAUCAAGAUGUUGUCCGACUCUAAUGUCAUUGCUUGUGAGGAAGAUCAUGACACGUACAAAGAUUUUGCAAGCAUAUGCAAAUUAAAGCUACAACAGGAGAAAUUGAUGGUUACGAAGGUCCAAGACAAAAUCAGCAAAGGACGCUAUUUUUUCAAAGGGCAAAACAAGACCAAGAAACUUGUAACUCAAAAAGAAAGAUUGAAUUUUCUGCUUGCCUUGGAUGAAAGCGGCUUCCUGGAAGAGUUUCGAAUGAGCAAGAGCUCUUUUUAUAAGCUGUAUGAUCUUGUAAAAAACCACGAGCUUUACCAACAAUUGUCAGGAUUUUACUCGAUCGAUGUUAGACUACAGAUUUCCAUUGUUCUUGACCGAUUAGGAUCAAAUGGUAAUUCUUCGUCAAGUGGCCGUUUGGCAAGACGUUCUGGAAUAGGAAAUGACGACAAAUGGUCUCAGGAAGCCAAGCGUCGAUGGGAAGAUAGAGAGAAAGCUGAAGUUGAACGCCUGCGGAAGACAGGAUAUUCAGAGGAGUCUGGUGUAGUAGAUGGAUCCCAGAAUAUAGACGGAAAUACAAGGUGGAUCCAGACACAACGUGUUGUUAUGUCAAAAGAGAAGAAUAAAUCUUCUUGA
This is a messenger RNA of Phycomyces blakesleeanus NRRL 1555(-), 708 nucleotides long. RefSeq lists its product as hypothetical. The transcript has 2 exons. The record is from RefSeq and is a predicted model, not a curated record. Bases 1 to 708 code for a protein of 235 amino acids. Lineage: Eukaryota; Fungi; Mucoromycota; Mucoromycetes; Mucorales; Phycomycetaceae.